AAUGUAUGCUUUGUUGACGUCACGAUGCAUGGUACUAAACAUGGCUGCAUCCAGGUAAGCAAUGAGUAUUGUUCUGCCUUCAAAUGAAUCCAACCUUAAAAGAGUUUCUUCGAAACGUUUCGCACCUUCGAAAUCUUUUCAAGACGCUAAAGAAAAACUCGGGCCUAUAUAUUUUAGUUCAAAACUAGUAGAAUGCCCUCAAAACGCCGUUGAAUUGUCAAAACUAUUACAAAAGUAUGAACAGAUCGACAAAAAAGCCUUUCGUUCAAAAGAAGAAAACAGGCGUCAACAACGAACAUUAGUACACAAUUUGGAAUCCAGAUAUUCGUUUACUGGGAGGAAUUCUGUACAGGUUCAAAAAGUGACCGAUGUAAAAUUACCACCAGCAGGAUUUCGUUAUCAUGCAGACGGAACAGCAAAAUUACAUCGGGUUCCAAUAGCUACUAGUUUUGAAGCUGGACAAGCAGUUUCAUCUGAUGAUUCUUCCAGUAAUCUUUCCGAUGAUUUUAUUGGUCGUAAAUCAUUAUUGUGGUCUUUAUAUACAGACGGAAGUGAUGACAAUACAUCAGACGGAGAUGGGACCAAACAAGAUAGAAUAAACGAAGGAAAAAAUUUGUUAAAAGUAAGUGACAAAUUGAUAUCACAAAUUGAAGAAGAACUGAAACUGAAUAACGCAGACAUACGACGACGUACGGGACAAAAAAAUAUGAAAACGGAGAGUAAGCAACACAGUGUAUCAUUUCAAACGUCGCCAGCAAAAUUGUCUUUCGGCAACAUUAACAAUAAAACAUCUGGAUUCGGUUUAGAAAGGAAAUAUUCUGCAUCAAAAGCAAGUUGUACCUCUUGUCAAUCAAAAAUGAAACACAAUAGCGAAGAUUUUAAAACUUUGCAGGAUAGACUGUCAAGAAAAACUAGUGCGCCAACUAUUCCAUGGAAGAUUGCAACCCAAGCAAAAUCAUUAGAAAACAGAUAUUAUUCCCUACCAUCUUUUAAAUCGCCGCAACCUCUAAGAGCGUCUUCUGAUAAUUUAUUUAGAAAAACUUCGAACUCUUUGAAACAAUUAAAGCACGCAAGUGAAAAAUCAGUGUUAAAAAAAGAGAGUGACGAAUUUACGUCUUCAAAACGUCGCCCCUCCUCACCCAAGCGAAAGCCCAGUAGAAAGACUUAUUCUGCGGUACCAGUGAAGUCUGUAAAGAGCAUACCUAUUGUUGGACGAUGUAGUAGUGCUGACAUUAUCAAACAAAGACAGAAAGAAGAAAAUGCUGAUUUGGAGGCAAAGGUUGGAGACUUUCUGAAAAGAUUAAAAAGUAGAACAGAAAGUUCAGUACCAGAAGUAUCCUUCUGAUACAACUUAUGUAAUAAAAUGAUAACUAACAAGA
Mytilus trossulus (common blue mussel) is the source of this 1379-nucleotide messenger RNA. RefSeq lists its product as uncharacterized. The coding region runs from base 62 to 1345 and encodes 427 amino acids. The record is from RefSeq and is a predicted model, not a curated record. The transcript has 2 exons. NCBI's taxonomy places the organism in Eukaryota, Metazoa, Mollusca, Bivalvia, Mytilida, Mytilidae.